Porites lobata is the source of this 2195-nucleotide messenger RNA. NCBI's taxonomy places the organism in Eukaryota, Metazoa, Cnidaria, Anthozoa, Scleractinia, Poritidae. The record is from the annotation of a GenBank genome assembly.
AACUCGCUCAACAACGAUGAAUUCCAGACACCUCUAUGUUCUCUUGCUCACGUGGAUUAUUUGUAGCAGCAUUAUUGUUUGUGUAGAGGCACGGGUUGGUACCUUGUGGCCAUACAGAGAAAGGAGACGGAGGCAAACGCGACGGAGAGAACGAGUGCCUUCCCCCAAGAAUAAACUACUUAAACAGUCUAAAUUCAGGGUAUGUAUGAACUGCUAAAUGUUCCUAGUUGAAGGCGACAUGAUCCUCCUGAAGCAUGGUUCUUCAUUGGAGAUACGAAUAUCUUAUUUCAAAAAGAUAGACCAGGGAUUUUAAGUACGUUUCCUUUCCACGCGAUGAGUGGGGGUGGGAGAAACUCACAAGGACGAUAUGAUGGGGUAAGGAAAUCCUGGGCUCCAAAUAUCAGGGGCUCCCAACGUCAAUUCUCGGAAAAUAUCUCUGCGGAAGACGAUUUAAGAUUUAGAAUUUUUGGAACAUUUGUUGUAAAGUUUCUUGAUUGCCAGCCUCUCCUAGGAUUUUCGACCAUCUAAAAAAUGGUAUAAAAAGGUCACCUAGAAUUUUCAGAAGCCUUUUUCCUAGCUGAAGUUUUCGAAAAGGUAAGUUUUGAUCCCUAUAAUUUUCGAAUCAUUAGACUUUCAGCUAGGAAAUCCGAACAGAUGAAAAAUUUUUAGGGGAUAAAAAUAUGCCUAUAUCUACCGUUUAAAUACUAAAAUACGUUCAACAAUGUUAUUAGACAUUCAUUAUUAGACUUAGUGCCGUUUUUCUCAUUAUUUUUGUUGUUGUUAUCAUCAAAGUACUUAAGCUCUAGUGGAUGUUGUACCGACAUUAAUAUUACACCAAGGGAGCGAGUCAUAGUCAAUGGUCCCUUGGGUUAGUUCUCCUCCUUCAACUUUCCAAUACCUUCCUUAAGAUCCUUGCUGCUUCCAACAAUGCUGUUUUCUGCAGCAAACCCGUAUUCAUGGAAAUCCCCAGCUUGUCAAGCCAUGUAUUCAAUCUUUUGGUUACUGCACCGAGUGCACCAACCACUACCGGUACCACUUCCACACGUCUCAUAGCCCAUAAUUUUCCAAUCUCCAUCUUGAGAUCUUGGCAUUUCUCAAUCUUUGCACUCUUCUUUUGAUCCCAUGGCGAGCAAUAUCCAUGAUAAUUGACUUGCUACUCUCUUUCUCAACAACAACAAUGUCAGGUCUUGUGGCCUCAAUAAUAUGGUCACACUGGAUAGUCAUGUCCCACAAUAUCUUGCAUAUUUCACUUUCCUCUACCCCACCAGGUUGGCAAAAAAAAAAAAUAAAAAAAAUGAAACAAUAAAAAAAUAGUUGUUGUUAUUAUUAUUGUUAUUUUGAUUUUUUUUUCUGGCUUUUCUUUUGUUUUUGUUUCUGUUUUUUGUUUUUUUGUUUUUCUUUUUAUAAAUAAUCCGCUCUCAAGCAGCAUUUGUAAAUUGCCUAUACGUAGCGAGAUUUACAAUUGUACAUUUAAAAACACAAAUAAAGUUUCCCUUAUUAUUAUUAUCAUCAUUGUUACUUAAAUGACUGACUGGUUGAUUUUUUUAGCAUAAGCGAGCAGUGGAGGAAGAUUAUGAUGACACUGCGUGUACUCACGCGUGGAGGUUAAAGGCCCAUCCAAAAUGAACUGGCUAAGGCCACCCCACCGUUUACAUACAUUGCAACGGUUUCCAUAUCUGCAAGUCCAGCGUCCUAUACAUUGCUGUUCUACCAAGGAAGGCCUACAGUGGUUUCUGUGACCAUACAAAGUCAUCACGAAAUAACACUAUUGUAUUUUCUGUAGUUUGCGCAAGUGGACGAAGUCAAUUUUUGUUGUUGUCGUUGUUGUUGUUUUUCUUUUAUUUGUAGCUGAAGCAGUAUAAGUAGGUGGGCUAUGAUCGUCCCAGUGAGGAAUAAUAAUAACAACAAUGAUAAUAUGAAAUAAUAAUAAUAAUAAUAAUAAUCAUUAUUAUCAUUAGCGCAAGUACCAGCAGCAGGUGUUAGAUGUAGAAAUGGGUUCGUUUACGCCUUUAGUGUUUAGAACCAAUGGCAGAAUGGGAAACGAGUGUCAACGGUUCUUAAAGCGUCUCGCAGGCAAGAUAGCUCAGAAAGACACCGAGCCUUAUCAUGUUGUAAUCACUUGGCUCAGGACACAGAUCUCGUUUGAACUCUUAAGAUCGGUACAUGCAUGCGUCAGAGGUUCGCGAACGCCGUUU